CACACCUCAGUCUUCUUGCCCCUUCACCUGCACCCAGCUACAAGAGGCUCAUCCCUAGGCUCUGCCUCCAGUCGAAGUAUGAAUGGCCUUGAAGCAGCCUCUCCAGGUCUGAUGGCCAACUCUUCCCUGGGCACUACAGACCAGUGUGUCCAGGAGACGUGGCUGCAGAAUGUCUUCUUUGCCUCUUUCUACCUCCUGAGUUUUCUCCUGGCUUUUGUCGGCAAUGCCCUGGCCCUGUGGCUUUUCAUCCAGGACCGCAGAUCAGGCACCCCUGCCAACGUAUUCCUGAUGCACCUGGCUAUGGCAGACCUGUCCUGUGUGCUGGUCCUGCCCAUGCGCUUUGUCUACCACUUCUCGGGGAACCACUGGCCAUUUGGGGAAAUCCCAUGCCGCCUUACCGGCUUCCUCUUCUACCUCAACAUGUAUGCCAGCAUCUACUUCCUCACCUGCAUCAGUGCUGACCGCUUCCUGGCCAUUGUGCACCCUGUCAAGUCCCUCAAACUCCGUAGGCCUCUCUAUGCACACCUGGCCUGCGCCUUCCUCUGGGUGGUGGUGGCCAUGGCCAUGGCCCCACUGUUGGUGAGCCCACAAACCGUGCAGACCAACCACACAGUCAUCUGCCUGCAGCUUUACCGGGAGAAGGCCUCACACCAUGCGCUCAUGUCCUUAGCUGUGGCUUUCACCUUCCCAUUUGUCACCACUGUUACCUGCUACCUGCUGAUCAUCCGCAGCCUGCAGCAGGGUCCCCGUGUAGAGAAGCGCCUUAGGAACAAGGCAGUCCGCAUGAUUGCCAUGGUGCUGACCAUCUUCCUGGUCUGCUUCGUGCCUUACCACGUCCAUCGCUUUGUCUACGUGCUACACUUCCACAGCAGUGGUGCCUCAUGCACUGCCCAGCAUGCCCUGGCCCUGGGGAACCGGAUCACUUCCUGCCUCACCAGCCUCAAUGGGGUACUUGAUCCCAUCAUAUACUUUUUUGUGGCUGAGAAGUUUCGAAACACCCUGUGCAACCUGCUCAGUGGCAAAAGGCUCUCAGGCCCACCUCCCAGCUUUGAAGGGAAAACCAAUGAGAGCUCCCUGAGCGCCCGGUCAGAGCUGUGAGUUCCAGCCACCACCUGAACCUUCUGCAGACUGUCUCAGGACAACUCCCUUAGGGCUUUGAGGCUUCUCCCAGACUCACAAAGAGUGCCCCUUUCUCUCCAGCCACACUCUGAGAAGAGACUGAAAUCUCAGUGAAUUACUGCCACUCCUUCCAAGGUCAGAAUUCAUUACCCAGCAUCCAGCUCUGUCUGAUCUGAUACACAAAUCCCUAAAGAGGGAGAACUGUCUGAAUCAGCUGCACCCUCUGCAGGCUGUGUUGGCCCAGCUUGCUUAUAGCUAUUAGGUAAUCAGUGACUUUGCCCUGUAGUAAGAGGGGCAAGGAGGCCAGAGGAAUAACUCCUGAGCAAUGAGUGUUUUUAUUUCCUGACUGCUGCUCAGCCUUCCUUUCCACUAGGGAAACAUGCAGCAACAAAAUUCUGAGGAAAGAACCCGGAAGGUGGCUGCAAUUGUCCCAUGAGAAGAGGAGAUGCAGGAAUCCUGUGAGGGGUAGGAGGCAUGUCCAAAUAUUUCCUGUGACGUGCAAGGUGCUUUGAGUUCGCUUUGUGGUGCCUUUGCCAGAUGACCCCUGAGUUUAGGGGUCGCAAAUGAUGAAUUAUAGCUGAACACUGUAAGUACAUUUCAGGCUGGUCACCAGGUGACAUCCAGCAACCAUGGUCCGGGAGGCACAUCACUUCUUGAUCCCUUCUGCUGUAAACCCACAUUGAGACCUGCCAGUGGCCUGACAAUCCCCAGAGCUUCUCAGCAGGUGCUCAGUCCUGGUCACACAUACAGCAUGAGUGGACAACCAGGCUCUGUCACUGCCUGAGAACACCUUGAGCGGGGAACUGGGUCCUGGUAUGUGAAUCUGCCUCCCAGUAACCCACACCGAGAAGGGGUGUCCUUCACCCUACUCCCUCCCAAGAGACCUCUACCAGCCUGGACUGGCCAAGCUGUGAGCUAUUUCAUUUCACAAUAUGGUAUGUAUUGCCUUAACAAGUCCUUUUUUGUAUGUACUUGAUUAUAGUGAUCAUAAACAUAACUGUAGCCCUGGCUAGUGUGGCUCAGUGGAUUGAGCAUGGGGCUGUGAACC
This is a messenger RNA of Phyllostomus hastatus (greater spear-nosed bat), 2167 nucleotides long. It is a transcript of the gene GPR17, whose product is annotated as G protein-coupled receptor 17. Gene Ontology annotation, cellular component: membrane. Gene Ontology annotation, biological process: positive regulation of Rho protein signal transduction; phospholipase C-activating G protein-coupled receptor signaling pathway. Gene Ontology annotation, molecular function: G protein-coupled receptor activity. The transcript is spliced from 2 exons. The record is from RefSeq and is a predicted model, not a curated record. The coding region runs from base 79 to 1098 and encodes 339 amino acids. NCBI's taxonomy places the organism in Eukaryota, Metazoa, Chordata, Mammalia, Chiroptera, Phyllostomidae.